This is a messenger RNA of Microplitis mediator, 1182 nucleotides long. RefSeq lists its product as uncharacterized. The transcript is spliced from 6 exons. Lineage: Eukaryota; Metazoa; Arthropoda; Insecta; Hymenoptera; Braconidae. The record is from RefSeq and is a predicted model, not a curated record. Bases 199 to 1062 code for a protein of 287 amino acids.
AAUAGCAAUGUUGAACCAAGCUGGUAUAGCGUCUAAUCCUGUUGCUAGAACGCGGUCAACAAGAUCCCCUUCCCAAGCAUCACACGAGCAUCGCAACAGCCUUAACGAUACAUGGGAAGGGGACUUUUCAUCCGCGUUCUGGCAGGAGUAGCGUCUAUUGCAUCCAUAUUAUCAGGUAUUUAGCGAGAAUUCACGAUAAUGGAAUAUCUAAACAGCGAGUGUGAUGGUGAUAGUGAUUCCAGCAAUUCCCAAUCUAGUCAAAAAAAAUUCAAGCUUAGCAAUGCUGCUAAAGUCAGUGUUCAGACAUCAGGGAUUAGAUCAUCACCAUUAAAACCGCCUGAGAAGUCACGAAUUCCUCAUGUCAUGGAUGACAAAAAAUAUAAAUUGAUUAAUGUAACAAACCAAUCUGGCAUUAUACCAACGACUGUUAGCUCGGCAUUGCUUAUGAAGAAAAUUAAUGAAGUUCUACGCUACUCUCAAGAGGGUUUGCGAUUCAUGACAGAAAUGGAACCAAAAAUUAAUCAGCUGUCUCGACAGAUUGGUGAGCUAUCAGAAAAAGUUGAAGUACUCUCCAACAGAAGAGCACUCGGUCAAGAUUUACUGUAUCCCGAGUAUCUACCAUUUGCGACGGAAGAUGACGUGAAAAAUUACGAAAACGCCAGUGACGAAGAUAGAACUAAAUUUAAACAUUAUAUAACCAGCUUCCGAGGGGGAAAAGAUGUCCAUGAAAAUUUGCGGUUUGUUUUGAAAAAUAAUUUAAUUUUUAAGGAAGAAUUGCUGGUUCUCUUUAAUUACGUUGAAGCUUCGGAAGCUAAGCCCAAUGUUGUAUUGGGCACACAAUUAGAUUGGGAUUUUUAUGCGGCGUUCAGAGUAAUGUUCCCUGACAUGACCAGACAACAAUUCAAAGAAGCCUUUAAAGCCGCUCUAAAGGCUGCAGAUACCAGGGUAAAGAAAAAAAUUGCAAACCCUGAGAAGCCGCCAGUCAAAAGAAAGAGUCGAAAGAAUAUCGCAAAAGAUUUUUAUGAUAAGCCGUAUCACAAAGAAAAUGACAACACACAAUGAUAUCUAUAUUUUGCACUAAAUUUACUAUUAUUUUGUUAAAAAGUUUAUAAUUACAUUAGAAUUAUGUAAACAGACAUCGCCUAAAUACAGUCAGUGACUGUACAUUAACAGUAAAAUAAU